AGGUUGGACAGCGGCAGGUGCAAUCUAAACUUAUGAACAUUGAACACACCACUGGAAGAGACAGCACGCGGUCAGUAAUGUGAUGUUAGAGCCACAAAUACCUUGCUCAGUACGGAGUAUGGAAUCUGAGUUAAGAGUAGUGCCACAGUAAGAAGUAUACCUACAAUCCCGAGUCUCUGGAUCCCGAGAAAGGACGGGUUGUAAUCUCUAGCAUAUAACACCAGUGUUGGCAAGAUUUGGAUCUUGUGUUACCUAGCAACUGGCCCGCUCAAUGGCCUAGUCUAACCGCUGGGUGACAACAUGUUCCUUCUGGAUGACAACAGCUCAUCAUGCUUUCGAAGAAUUGCUGAAGGAUGGCAGGCAGUCCUGCAGUGGGCUGGAAAGCUCGGGGCAGGUGAAUUUUUGGUUUCCAGGCUUGGCCUGGCCAUGAUCCAGUGGAGACCAGGGACGCUAAUGCAGGUCCCCCCGGGUCCUUACCAUGACAGGGUUGGCACAGCCGAUUUCCCUUUCCCCUUUUGGUUGUAUUCCCUUCCAUCGUCGAUAUUUUCCAAUCUCCGUUUUGCUGGGCGAUCCAGCAGACUCCAGCUGCACAGGAAAAAGGACCGAGUGCCCGGCAUCUAUCCACGGGAAAUCGUCAGCGUCAGCCGCGACGUGAGGCUCUCGACUUGGUUUGCCGCAUCUCGACUCUCCACUGAUGUGCAGAAUGCACAUGGCCCUUCCUGGGAUGAGGCGCGGAUCGUUGCUACACUUUUACCUACAUGCCGCCGAGGCUCCGCAGGUGCUCGGCAUCGUGAGCUGAAGGACAUGGAUACGCUUCGACGCUUCGACCCCGGACGCCGUGGCGUUGCGGCGCUAGCAAGCGUAGCUUGAUAAGCCUGCUAACCUGGUUGUGCCUCGCCCAAUGGACCGCCGCGGCUCCCCUUCUGCGUGCCGGCUGGUGGGCUGUAUAAAAGACGUUGGAUGCCCCCUGAUAUUCAGGGCGCCCU
This is a messenger RNA of Canariomyces notabilis, 986 nucleotides long. RefSeq lists its product as uncharacterized. The record is from RefSeq and is a predicted model, not a curated record. NCBI's taxonomy places the organism in Eukaryota, Fungi, Ascomycota, Sordariomycetes, Sordariales, Chaetomiaceae. Bases 301 to 870 code for a protein of 189 amino acids. The transcript has a single exon.